Molecule: messenger RNA, 1051 nt
Organism: Nanorana parkeri
Lineage: Eukaryota; Metazoa; Chordata; Amphibia; Anura; Dicroglossidae
Gene: NDUFS3
Product: NADH:ubiquinone oxidoreductase core subunit S3
Exons: 7
Coding region: 214-978 (254 amino acids)
Molecular function (GO): NADH dehydrogenase (ubiquinone) activity
Source: RefSeq, a predicted model, not a curated record
GGCAUCCUGGACUUAGUGUCACCCUCCCACCACGAAUUUACCGUCCCCGCUUCUGUCCGUUCCUCCUUCCGCCCUCUAACACCCGGAACUCUCUUUUCCCUGGUUUCGCACACCGGAAGUCGCCCGGAAGAGUUUGCUUGGCGGACCCGAUCGAAGCAGGAGGGGUUUCCGGCGGCUUGUCUGCUUGUCCUUGUCUGUCAGUGGUCGGGAAGGAUGCUGGCUGGAGUACGGGCGGUACGGGGCCUGCUCCGGGGAGCUUCUGCCCUCCGUGUGCUACCACAGAUACGUUGUGAAUCCGGAACUUCAGAGACAAGGCCAACGGUUCGGCCUGCCAAUACAGUGUUGCAGAAUCAGCUGUCUGCGUUUGGGGAAUAUGUGGCUGAUAUUCUGCCGAAGUAUGUUCAGCAAGUGCAGGUGACUUGUUUCGGAGAACUGGAGAUUAUGAUCCACCCUGAUGGGGUUAUACCAGUCCUAACAUUUCUUCGUGACCACACAAAUGCUCAGUUCAAAAACUUGGCUGAUUUGACUGCUGUGGAUAUCCCAACAAAAGAGAACCGCUUUGAGAUCGUGUACAACCUGCUGUCUUUGCAAUUUAACUCCAGGAUUCGUGUUAAGACUUACGCAGAUGAACUUACUCCUGUGGAGUCCAUUGUGUCAGUACACAAAGCAGCCAACUGGUACGAGAGAGAGGUUUGGGACAUGUAUGGCGUGUUUUUUGCCAAUCAUCCAGAUCUGAGAAGAAUCCUCACAGAUUAUGGCUUUGAAGGUCAUCCUUUCCGAAAAGAUUUCCCUCUCUCUGGAUAUGUGGAGGUCCGUUAUGAUGAUGAGGUGAAACGCGUGGUAGCAGAGCCAGUGCAACUGUCACAGGAAUUCCGGAAAUUUGAUCUCAGCAGCCCCUGGGAAGCCUUCCCAGCCCACCGGGAGGCACAAGAAAGCCCAAAGCUGGAGGCUGGAGAUAAGAAGGGCGAUACAAAAUAGAGGUGGCAGACACUUUGAAAAAUUGUAUUGUGCUGUGUAUGUACAUAAAAUAAACUUUAAUGGUUUCUUCUGC